Naegleria fowleri is the source of this 663-nucleotide messenger RNA. RefSeq lists its product as uncharacterized. The record is from RefSeq and is a predicted model, not a curated record. Bases 1 to 663 code for a protein of 220 amino acids. The transcript is spliced from 2 exons. Lineage: Eukaryota; Heterolobosea; Eutetramitea; Acrasida; Naegleriidae.
AUGUCUUCAAACGAACGAGGUGGAAAACACAACCCUCCAAGUGGCAAAAUAAGCCAAAAUCUCUCGGAAGCUGAAGAAGAGUUAUUUGCGGAAUGGGCCGAAGAAGAAGAACGUCUGAAAGCAUCGACACCACCUGAAAAAGCCUCAUCGGCACAACUUGCUUCCGAUUUACUCGAAGAGGAAGAGGAACAACAUGAAGAAGAAGAAGGCUCAUCGGAUCUUGAAUCAAAAACAAAUGUAAAUAAUAAUAAUAACAACAAUAUAGGAAAUCAUGUGCGAUCAAAGAAGAAACGAAAAGUUGAUCAUUUAAAUGUAGAUACUUCAAUAGCAGCAGCGGAUACAUCAUCAGCAGAUGCUCAGGCUUCUCUUGACCUCCCAAUCACUCCGACCUAUACAGGUGUUAAUUUACCUUCUGUAGAGCCUGAAAUCAAGGAAGAAUAUGUGAAAAAAGAUGAGUAUGAUAAAUUGAUCAACUCUCAUACUGAAACCAUUAAAAAACUGAAGAAUGAUUACAAGUUGAUGGCCGACAAAUACAAGAAGGAAAUUGAGCGUUUAAAGAGUGAAUUGAAUGCUCUAAAGCAGAAAAAAGCCUUAAAUUUGCAAAUAGAAACUUAUUAUUUGUGCUUCUUCAAGAGAACAGCAUACUUCUGUUUAUUUGAUUGA